AUGAAAAUAGCCAUUGAUAGGGGGCGCGUUGGUGCUCUCCGAGGGUUUCUGGAAGCUGGAAUGAGUCCCUCUUUGAUGACUCCCAAUCGAUUGCCGCUACUCUCUGAGGCGCUAAUGUAUCAACGGGUAGACGCCGCCAAGCUGUUGCUCGAGUAUGGGGCUGAUCCAUGCGGUGGGUGCUGGUAUUGGUGCACAACCCCGCUUCAUUAUGCAGUUCGCUAUACGGGCCCCAGCAAUUGCAUGAUCGAACCACUGCUUAACGCAGGAGCCAAGGCCGAGGGUAUCGAGCUUUGGAGAUGGCUUUUUGACCACCAGAAUCCCGCGAAACACCUGGAACAGGCACUGGCGAAUGGUUCCAAUUUCAAAAGGAUUCGAACUGAUUAUGGGGACCUAUCAGUUCUCUACGCUCUUUCGGCAUCCAACGUCGACUUGCUCACCGUGUGUUUAGGUGAUAUGAUCUUGGAAAAGUGGCCGGAGCUUCUCAAUAGCUGCGAUGAUCGCUACGGAACAGUCCUCAAAUACGUUCUGGCAAGUCCCAUUGAGCCGAGGAACGCCAUUUACUUCCUCGACCGAGGAAUUGACCUACGUGGUGGAGAGCUACAAGACGCCAUUGAUCUUAGACGAGGGCACGAAAUCCAUGGCUGGAAGGCAAACCCCGCACGUAUUCGCGAGACUGACAGCAUCAGGCGCACUAUCAUAGUGAAACUUUUGGCGCACCCCCAAGUCGACCUCAACACUGCUAGCAUGUCGUACUCGGGAAAGGUUGAAAAACCGCUGAUAGCCGCUUUUGUUCGCGCUGAUAUUGAAACCGCAAGGAUGAUUCUCGAACAUCCGGCCUUCCAACCCGACGCAGAGGAUAUUUGUGUCAUGACUGACAAACUCUCGCGCGAGCGUCCGAACGGAGCGAAUUAUGAAAGACAGAUUCAGGGAGAAGUACUGAAAAUGACGGCUAGACGUCUCGCAAUGAAUUUCUAA
Messenger RNA from Aspergillus melleus, 975 nucleotides. RefSeq lists its product as uncharacterized. Lineage: Eukaryota; Fungi; Ascomycota; Eurotiomycetes; Eurotiales; Aspergillaceae. The coding region runs from base 1 to 975 and encodes 324 amino acids. Gene Ontology annotation, molecular function: protein binding. The record is from RefSeq and is a predicted model, not a curated record. The transcript has a single exon.